This is a messenger RNA of Phytophthora nicotianae INRA-310, 1101 nucleotides long. RefSeq lists its product as hypothetical. The coding region runs from base 1 to 1101 and encodes 366 amino acids. The record is from RefSeq and is a predicted model, not a curated record. Lineage: Eukaryota; Oomycota; Peronosporomycetes; Peronosporales; Peronosporaceae. The transcript has a single exon.
AUGUCGGACGGAAGGCAUGACACUACGAGAAUAGACGGCAACAAUAUUUCAUCACGACCGCUAAGAAUUAAGCCCAUUGGUACAGUCAAGCAGAACAAGUACAAGAAGGUCAAGGAGUACUGCAGAGUCACGUGCAAACUAAAUUCCAUCUGCAAGGACCCACUUCUCCGUGAUGAAAUUCGCCGCAGCGUCCGCGAGAUGCAGCAGAUUCGGAUGGAAGCUUGGCACCUCGUUAACCUCCACACGCUUCGAUGUCUAGAGGAAGCCAUUCCGCUUCCGGACUACACUGACAAGACCUUCUACGACCACUGCUGUUCAUGCAUCGCAACUACUGCCAAAACUAAUCUCAUCGCUAGGAAGAACCCCGAGCUCUGGGAGUCGUACCGAGUUUAUAAAGAGAAACGAGCACUCGUAGGUCUUGAGGAGGUGCGUAACCGCGUCGGCUACUUUCACCUGAAGGCUGAACUUCGUAAGCAAAUCGUUGUGAACGCUGGAGUGAUGAUUCGUCAGCAUUUUGCAAAGCGCCUGCGACUCUACGUGCAGAUUGCAUUUGGAGGGCUGGGUAGCAAUCUCGACAACAAAGAAAAAAAAAAGGAAAAAGCACUCAUUGUGAGAGAAAUUAUGCGCGCGUGCUACAGCACUGAUGAGACAGAUGUGGUGGAAGCCCUCCAAAUACGGGAUGCUCUUACUCUGUGUGGCGUCGAGUGGAGUGAGCAGUGGAUACCAGGGCCAAACCGGAUCGGUGAAAACGGAUUGGCGUUCUACGUUCGAUUGAUCUGGGAGUUCCAAGAUGUGGUUGAGAAGAGGAUGAAAGCAGAGCCCAAUGAGAAGGAAGUGCGUGCGUUCUCACUUUUUCCCGUCUCCACGACAUACACGGCGUCGCACACCAAGAUUAACGGAACGACCGUUGCAGGAUUCUACCUACGCAUCAAGAAGCGGGAGAAGAAGUUCUGCUGGCAGAUUCCAGGAGUGGAGGUUUCAACGGAAUCGUUUCAGCAAAAUCGGUGGGUGGUGAUGCGCAACGCUUUUGACAUCUCGAGGUUUGAAACAAAAGUCCUCUGUGUCCUCUCCCCAACCCCGAGUUUGCGAGUCUCCCCGUAG